Messenger RNA from Trichobilharzia regenti, 576 nucleotides. The record is from the annotation of a GenBank genome assembly. Lineage: Eukaryota; Metazoa; Platyhelminthes; Trematoda; Strigeidida; Schistosomatidae.
AUGGGAUAUGGAUGCCCUUACUGUUACAGUUACUCUAGUGUUAUUCUUCAUUAUGGUAGAUACAAUUAUGCAACUGACCUUGGGAGGGGCCAGAAGACAGGCAUAUGUUGGACAGAUAAGAAGACACUAGGAGAUCUGGACUUCGCGGGCGAUUUACGUCUGACGUCACCUAUGCACACACACACACACACUCGAAGAUUUACAAGCGGAAACCAACAAGUUGCUGGAUGAAGCAGAAAAGACAGAAUUCCAAGUAAAAACAGAGGUGAUGAAGAUACCGAAGCCAACACUAAAACCAAACACCAGUUACCACCAACCGGAGAAAUGUGAAGGUGGUCAUAUGCCAGGCUCUCAAGUGGAACCUGACUGGGAAACGACGAGCUAGAAGUCGUUGUUAUACCCAAAUAAGGAGCGGACAUCUGAGACACUGCAUAAGCAGGAUUCUCAAUAAAGCAGGAAUCAGAGUGGCGUUUAAACCUACACACUCACUCAGGGAUAAGCUCUGUAGGUUAAAGGACACUGUAGGUUGACCUAAUUAGACAAAAUAAUAUUAUUUACAAAAUACCUUGCAAUGAC